Molecule: messenger RNA, 2436 nt
Organism: Phytomonas sp. EM1
Lineage: Eukaryota; Euglenozoa; Kinetoplastea; Trypanosomatida; Trypanosomatidae
Source: the annotation of a GenBank genome assembly
AUGCAUCAGCGUGUUCAAGUCGCGGUUCGCGUGCGGCGUACCCCUUCAGAUACCGAGAAUUGUGUUUUCUUGGAUGAGGAAAAAGGUUUUGUAUCUGUUCGUGGAACUGAAGUCUACUCAGCCACCGAAGCGAGACGCUACCAUGAAGAUGUUUUGUUAGGCCAGGAGCUCUCGAAUAGGGCCAUUUUUGAGAGAUUACUGCUUCCCAAAUUGAGCUCCGCUACCAUUGAGCACCCGGAAACGCUAUGCUUUUUGGCUUAUGGCCAUACAAACAGUGGUAAGACCCACACCAUCGCUGGAGGCAAUGGUGAGACUGGCAUUUUGACGCUUUGCGUGGAAGAAUUAAUUCGAAAAAGUGGUAUCGUAGAGAUUUCGAUGGUGGAAGUGUACAUGGAGGAAGUGUAUGAUUUGCUAGCUGAUGGAAAGGUGCGACAAAUCCGGCGACAUUACGGGCCCCAGGGCACAACAAUUGUCGUGGAGAACCUUUUCACUCGUUCUAUCGUCUCUCUCGCGCAGUGGGAGGCGGUGACCAAAUAUGGAAUGCGCUCCAGGCGCACUGCGGCAACGGACCGCAACACACGUAGCAGUCGGAGUCACGCUGUUUUUACCAUUAAAAGUAAAGCCGUACGUGUUUGCUUCGUUGAUUUAGCUGGAAGCGAGCGGCAAACUCUCUUUUCUCCGAAGCUUAACAAGGAGAGCAUCAGCAUUAACAAAUCUCUGUCGCGCCUGAGUACAGUUCUUGAGGCUCUGAGCACGCAACGAGUCAGAGAAGAUAGUAGCCGAUCUUAUGUGAAUUUUAGAGAUACUAUGCUUACUGUGCUACUGCAGCGGUAUCUGUGCGGUGCAUCCCUCACAACCUUCCUGGCAUGUGUGCACCCCUCCCCUGAAUUUUUCCGUGAGACUCUCAGCACCCUACGUUACACGCAACGCCUCAAGAGGAUACAUACACUCGUCCCACAACCUGGUGGACCUGGCGACGUCAGCGCCAUAGCGCACAGCGAACACCAGGAGCUCAUAGAGGAGUUAGCGCGGUUGCAUCAGCAGGUCCGAGAAGAGAGGGACAACACGAAGCUUGCCGUUCAGGCUCACCUUCAUCGGAUCACUGUCUUAGAAGAGAAACUUAAACAACAGAGUCAUGCUAGUGCCGUUCUGUCAAGCAACAACUCAGUGCACCAGAACAUUGUGUCCGAUAACUUUAGCCGCGAUAAGGCUUUGAAGGCAAAGGAUACGAAACGGGUGGUGGGGUGGCUAGUUAGCCGUAUCUUAGGAAACUUACCACAGAUCAAUGUGGGCUACGAUGAAUACUUUGAUUCUUUUUUUCCUCCAAAGAUUCAAGUGAUUGGGUAUUUGUCCAUCAUGGCGUGCCUAGCACCUCGGGCAGCGGACGACAACUCGCUUGCGUUUCUGGAUGUGGGUGACCUUUCAAUGGGGCUGUCCAUGGUAGAUGCGAGCAUUCCACCGUUUGUUCGUUUGCAUCGCGUGCCUUGUAGGAAUUGUGCGGCAUGGGAUGGGCAAGAAUUCGAUGCACAAGGCCAUAUGCUUUACGUUCUUGCGUUCUUUGAGGUCAACGGGGAGGUGAUGAAGGUGAUCACAGAGAGGGACAACAAGCUGGAGUGCUGUGGAGGCUACUUGUCAUUGGAGUCGCUGUUGCCCAUAGCAAUAGUGUUGUGUGUAGCGACUUCUUCACCAUCGUAUGUGAAGGAAGCUGCGCUUCAGUGGCUUAUUGCGCUGCAGGGUGAGCAGGAGGCGGCGACAUGGCGCCGUGUAGGUAGUCGCAGCAGUGCCAGUGGUCGAGACACACCAUGCAAUGACAGCCUUUCGUGCCACUCAGAAAAUACGGACAAUGCCAGAGACAAGGCCAAUGCAUUCAACGUUGACAUCAUCAUGAGUCCUCAAUCCAAGGCCCAGGACACACAUGGUGAUGAAUAUUAUGACAGUAGUCUGUCGGGCAGUUUUUCAGAAAAGAUGCCAACUCAAGGAGAUAAUAUGUUGAGGCGAGCAAACACACUUCGAACCAAUUCAUCUUCCUCCUCUGCAUCAUCGAAGGCUCCCACUUUUGCGAAUGUGGAUGACUGUGGCAAUGCGACCAAGCCUGCGUUCAUCAUACCGGAUGAUGGUAUACCUAAUAAAGCUCAUGUUAUUGGUGCUUCGGAUCAAAGGGCGAUGAGUCAACAACCUUUGGGUGGCAAUAUAGCAAGUUUGUACAGUCUCAAUGUGCAAGCCAGCUCAACAGCAACAGUAAACGAGACGAACGUUCCUUCUAAAGAGGCUAAAACUGAUUUCACUAAGCAGCAAGCGACACCCUGGAGGACUUCCAACCCUGCUACUUAUUUGAAGGGUACUAAUAAAUCCCCCCAAAGGAUGCAUGAUGGUGUUUCUCGUGGCAGUAGAAAUGUUGUAAAAUUUGAAAACUGUCAUGGCUGUCAUGUGGCGUGA